This is a messenger RNA of Trachymyrmex septentrionalis, 696 nucleotides long. RefSeq names its product odorant receptor 9a-like. The record is from RefSeq and is a predicted model, not a curated record. Gene Ontology annotation, molecular function: olfactory receptor activity; odorant binding. NCBI's taxonomy places the organism in Eukaryota, Metazoa, Arthropoda, Insecta, Hymenoptera, Formicidae. Bases 1 to 696 code for a protein of 231 amino acids. Gene Ontology annotation, biological process: detection of chemical stimulus involved in sensory perception of smell; sensory perception of smell. The transcript is spliced from 3 exons. Gene Ontology annotation, cellular component: plasma membrane.
AUGUUACAGUAUACAGUACCAUCAAGAUGUGCUUUGGAGUAUUUCAAUGUUCCAACAAGUAUGCAUACAAUCUUGUGUCUCAUCGAAGCUAUCUCGCUUAUUCUAACAAGUACUACUAAUCAUGGUAACGACUCUUUGUUUCUCAACAUUACGCUGCACAUUUGCGGUCAAGUGGAAGUUUUGAAAAUCAAAUUUAUCGAUUUUGAUGUUACGAGGCCGCAAGUUUAUAAACGUUUUCUCACACUAAUUAAAAGACACAGCUAUUUGUUAAGAUUGGCCAGAGAACUUGCUGAUACAAUUAGUUUUAUUUUAUUAAUUCAAUUAUCUAUUAUCAGUUUACAAUUAUGCAUAGUAGGUUUUCAAUUUAUUCUAGCAUUGAAAGACAACGACACUGCUAUGGCAGUUAAAAGUAUAAUGGUGCAAAGUGCUUUUCUGUCACAAUUAACGUUAUAUAGUUUUGUCGGGGAUUAUCUAAAAUCUCAGAUGGAAGAAGUAGGACUUUGUGUUUAUCAAAACACCUGGUAUGAUUUUCCCACAAAAUUGACAAGAAACUUAUUUUUUGUCAUUAUGCGAUCAGAAUCUCCCGUCACAUUGCGAGCUGGACAUUUUAUUGUGGUAAAUUUAUCAACCUACAUGAGCAUCCUAAAAGCUUCUAUUACGUAUCUGUCUGUUCUUCGAGUAAUGGUAGAAACAUAA